AUGGAGGAAAAUGAAGCACAUAGCAACGCUCCGAGACCCCGACCGGAUAGUAAACCAUUACCGACCGAUUCAAUGGUGACCGUCAGCCUGUCGGAGGCCAGUUCGACCCGCGAAACGCUCGACGACCCUCCUCCGAUCAUCUUGUCGGUUCCUGGGUCGCCCGAUACCAUCACUUCCCCACCUCCCGACUCCCCAGCGUCCCGUCCGAGCUCGCUAGACCUAAUGAACAAUCUACAACAAGAGCUGGAUUCCAAAGAGGAAGGGGGAGAGGAGGCCCACCCUUCUCCAGUCGACACUUUGGAUGGGUCGGUUGAGUCAAUAGAGGUGUCAAUACGCUCGCGUAGUAGCACGAACAGCUCCAAGUCUAGCAAUCCUGUGGACUGGGAUGCUCUGGAUAAGUCGGAAGAGAAGGAGGCGCAAGAUGAAGGUUCUGAUGAUCACGUCGCUAUGCUGCUCGCUCGAUUGGAGCAGGAGAAUAACUCCCUCGCAAAUGAUCCAAAAGCUACCGUGCGGACGAAAGAUCGGUUACGCAAAAAUUCCCGACCUGCGUCGGUGCAACAACUCAAAAAGUUGGUCCUCAACAAUCGGCCGGCCUCCAUCCGACUCUCCCAGCUUCCCACACCGCAAAUGACCGAACUCGAAUUCUGGGCCGCCCUAGUCCAAGAUUACCCGAACACCGCACAGCGUCUGCCAACCCUCACAGCCAACAAAGUCCGAAGCGGUAUCCCCGCUCCCCUCCGAGGCGUUGUAUGGGUCAGCAUGGCGGGGGCCGCGGACAAGGUGUUGGAGGAUGCCUUCGAUCGUCUAUGCGGCGAAUCCAGCCCCUAUGAGAACAUGAUUGGGAAAGACAUCGGGCGAAGCUUUCCUGGGGUGGAGAUGUUCCGCGAGGCGAAUGGCGAAGGCCAGAGAAUGCUGGGUCGCGUCUUGAAGUGCUUCAGUCUCUAUGAUGAGAAGAUUGGGUAUUGUCAAGGUUUGGGGUUCCUUGUUGGCCCUCUGUUGAUGCAGAUGGGAGAGAGAGAUGCGUUCUGUGUCUUGGUCCGGCUCAUGGAAGACUAUGACCUGCGUGCUUGCUUUCUUCCCGAUCUUUCUGGUCUGCAUCUGCGGAUCUAUCAGUUCCAGUGCUUGCUCGAGCAGCAUCUUCCGAAGCUCGCUGCACAUCUCCACAAACUGCAGGUUGAAGGAUCGUAUCUGUCACAAUGGUUCCUGUCAUUUUUCGCCGUCACCUGCCCGCUUCCGUUACUCUUCCGGAUAUACGACGUCAUCUUUGCCGAAGGUGCUAGUGAAACCAUCAUGCGGGUUGCCCUAGCAAUCAUGCAACGGAACGAAGCAAAGAUUCUAGGCUCUUCAGAGUUUGAAGAUGUCAUGCACCUCCUCCUUUCCCGUCAACUGUGGGAUUCAUACGGCCUCAAUGCUCAAUCUGCGGAUGAGCUAGUUGCGGAUUUUGUCGGCUUCUCCAGCGCCGUGACUCGAGAGUCAUUAACCGCCUUGGAGUCCUCGUUUACCGAAGCGCAGAAGCGUAGUACAUCAGCAGGAUAUGUCCCCGAAGCUCAGGCAUCAGCUACCCGAUUCCUAGGCCGGUUAUGGUCUUCUAAUAAAUCCUCUUCCCUCUCUCCCGGGCUGACCGCGCCAUCGCGGCCCAGCAGCUACUUGCAAAGGACACCUUCGAAACAGAGCUUGGCCUCGACUUUGAAUUCAUUCGAGGCGACCUCUUCCAAUUCUGACAGCGUCACGAGUCUUGCGAGCACCGCUAUCACUGAACAAUCUGAACGGCUUUCGGAUAUAGAGUCUAGCGGGGAAACCUUGAAGCAGACGAAAUCAAAAGAGUCUGCCGGCAAGAUGGCCGCUACCGAGAAAGACAAAGCCUAUCAUACGCAGAUUGAGGAUCUUCUCAAAGCGCUGGGGGAAAUGCAGGUCUCUCAUUCUUCCCUUGCGUUGGAACUACAACGGGAGCGAGAAGAGCGGGAGGAGGAUCGCCGAGUGAUGAAGGAUAUUGUGGACGGCUUCAACGACAUUGCCCCUCCGACGUCCGCAGCCCCUUCCCAUGCACGCUCGAAAUCAUCCAGCGCAAUAUCAUCCCUUCUAUCAAUCCCGUCACUUCAAUCUUUGACCACCGCACCGAGUCCUCCGAAACGACUAGCACCACCACCAACUCAGCUUGCGUCUCCGUUGACACCGCAUCUUCUUUCUCUGAUCGAGGCUGCCGCAGCACGCAUUGCGGCAACCGAGUCAUCCCACCGCGUCUCCAUGCAUGAAACCAAGGAGGAACUUACGACAAGCCUUUCCCGCACCCGCGAUGCCCUCUCCAACGAAAUGGUUCGUUCCCAGGAUCUCACCGUUCAAUUGGCCACCGCAACGGAGCGGAUCGAAGCUGUGGAACACGAGUUCCGAGGCGCCAUGGCCGAACUCUCCACCCGAACCACCGAAGCGUCCAGCCUCAAGGAUGACCUCAACCGCUGCCGCGACCUAUACAAGAACAGCAGCGCGCAAAACGAGAAACUCCAAGCCACGGUCCGAGAACUCAAAGCGGACCGCGAGCGCCUGAUUUCCGACGCCCGGCGCGCCUCCAACUCCAGCAUCAAGGAGACCGCAGCCAUGAAGCGCCAAACCACCACCGGCCCUAAAUCCGGUCUCCGCCCAUUCCAACUCGGUCGAUCCAGCACCGCAUCACUCGCCACCCCGUCCUCCCCUACUGACCCCGUCCCCGUCCCCUCCAGCCCUACAUCCACCACCCCCAACGACGCCCGUCCCCCCCGCACCUCCUCCCUCCUCAACCCCGAAGCCCUCCUCACCGAGCUCAACCGCCUCAAAACCGAACUCGAGAAUACGCGCGCCGCCGAAUCCUACGCGGUCAGCGAGCUCGCGAACCGCAAGGCGUCGGAGGCGGCGGCGCAGGCGGAGGUGGACGAGAUGCGGCAGAAAUUCAACGCGCUGCGGAAGGCGAUGACGGCGGACGUGGGGUCUGUGGGGGUGGGAAGGGAUGGGCAUGUGAGGGGGGCGGUGAGCGUGGGAACGUUUACGCCGCCGGAGGAGCGGAAGGAGGGGAGUGCUGGGAGUGGGAGUGGUAGUGGAACGGGGUAUGCGUCGGGAUCGUGGGGGUGGGGUUGGGGGAAGAGGUGA
This is a messenger RNA of Eremomyces bilateralis CBS 781.70, 3117 nucleotides long. RefSeq lists its product as uncharacterized. Bases 1 to 3117 code for a protein of 1038 amino acids. The record is from RefSeq and is a predicted model, not a curated record. Lineage: Eukaryota; Fungi; Ascomycota; Dothideomycetes; Eremomycetales; Eremomycetaceae. The transcript has 3 exons.